UCAAGUUAUUUAAAAAUAUCCAUUCCAGUUUGCCUUUAUUUCGAAGAUCUACACAUAUUUAGUAGCCACAGCUUUUAAUGCGAAAUGGUUUAUCACACACACACACACACACACACACACACACACACACACACACCCCUUUUGCCUGUUGAUGCAUAUUCCUAUUAUGAUACUACACUCCCUCUGUCUGCCCGCUUGAGGCUUUAAGUAAACCAACCUGUUUGUCAGGCUGUUUCCUACCCGGAAACUGAUCAAAGAGAGAGAGAGUGUGUGCGUGCGUGCGUGUGUGUGUGUGUGUGUGCGUGAGAGGGAGUGAGAGAGCGAGAGAGAGAGAGAGGUCUAGAUCUGAAUGAGCUACUGUCCUGUGCAGCCAUACACGGAACUUUUUUGCAACACUUUGUGAGAUUUAAGACAGAAUCAGAGAAUGAGACCACCACAUGGAUGCCAAAUAUAAAGAGCACAACUGUGAGUAAAUAAUGGGGUAACAGUAAAGCAGGUGAUUGGCACUCUCAGUACUUCUAUGUAGGAAUGUACUGUAUGUUGUCUUCAUAGUAGUUACAAGAAGAAGAAAACUUGACUUGAUGUAGACAUGCGUAGUUUUUCAGAUAGUUGCUUUGGAUCAAAAUACUUUGAGAACUUUCAAGGAUCUUUUAGCAUUACUUUGCUUGUCAGCUUUCCUCCACACCAAGAAUGUUUUUUGCACAGACUUGCCAGGUUAUGACAUGUGUGGAGUUAAGUUAUGCAACAUUGGCAAAAACACUGUGAAAUGUAUAAUUGAAAAAAGAAUUAGCGUGGUAAGACAACUAUUCACUUAUUGUGUAUUGUGUAAUGUACUGCAUUUGUAUGGUCACCAGUGGUUGAGACAGAAACAUAAAAGGUGACUUAAAAGGAAGUGGCUAAAGGCAGUGCAAGAGACUUUUGGGGGGCUACUUGAUGGUAGGAUGAGUAGUAGAUGGCUUCAUCUCAUUACUUUUAUGGUAGGCACUGAAUGACAGGGAACAGUCUUAAAGCUAGUGUGUAACGGAAGUAACUGAUAUCUAGAAGCAUAGAGAUCAUUGCAGUUCUAGACACAUUCUGAAUCUUGACCAGAUGGGGGCUGGCUUUUGCUCCAUGUGCAUCUUCAUUUGUAAAUCAAAUUGGCCAACAAGCUCAUAGAGCAAGACACCACGUCUAUUCCUUUUGGCAAUGGCUGGAAGUUUGAUGGGAUUCGUCCGAAGCCUCGAGACUGAUUCAUCUAGCUCUGAAUCUCAGCCACCAACAUGCGCAGACUAUAAACUCCUUGACAAGGUUCUAAAAAGACUGCAGAAACUGCAUAGGCUGUGCACUGAUCCACGGUUAUGUCUAAAGAAUAGCCCACCUUACCUCCCUGAGCUAGUGAGGGAGACUGUAAACCUCAUGAGGGAUAUAUGGGCUCCUUAUAGAGGCUCAGUCUCAGCCGUGCCACGAGGGGACGAGGGAGAGUACCUGAGGAUCCAUGUCCAACACUUGCUGGAUAAGACAGACAGGGCCAUCCUGCUGUUCAAGGAGGGCAAAGAGAAGAUGUUUGAGGAAAAGUCGAACUACAGGAGAAACUUGACAAAGCUGUCUUUGCUGUUCAGUCAUAUGCUGUGGGAACUACGGGCUAUAUUUCCAGGUGGCCAAUUUCAGGGAGAUACCUAUAACCUGACCAAGACAGAGGCAAAAGAGUUCUGGAGGAAGAUAUUUGGACACAAGUGCAUAGUUAAGUGGAGUUUGUUUAAGCAGCAUUUGAAAAAUGCUCACAAUUUUGAAGAGGGAAUGGAGGCCAUGGCUCUGAAAUCAACAGUUGACCUCACUUGUAAUGAUCACGUUUCUAUCUUUGAGUUUGACAUCUUCACCAGACUGUUUCAGCCAUGGUCAACACUGCUGAGGAACUGGAAUCAUUUAGCAGUGACUCACCCAGGUUACAUGGCCUUUCUCACUUAUGACCAAGUACAAGCCAGACUGGAACACCACAGACAUCGUCCUGGCAGCUACAUCUUUCGUCUCAGCUGCACCAGAAUGGGCCAGUGGGCGAUUGGUUAUGUGACCCACGAUUGCAGUGUUAUACAAACCAUUCCAGAGAAUACACCUCUGUACCAGGCUCUAAUACAAGGCUUCAGACAGGGAGUCUACUUGUACCCAAAUGGACGUGAUGUGAACCCUGAUCUCACUGCUCUGUGUAUGCCAUCUCAGAAGGGUCGCAUUAAAGUCACAGAGGAACAAUAUGAGUUAUACUGUGAAAUGGGCAGCACAUUUCAGCUGUGUAAGAUUUGUACAGAGAGAGAAAAGGACACACGCAUUCAGCCCUGUGGACAUCUGCUUUGCCAGCCCUGUCUCCUCGGCUGGCAGAAGUCAGAUGCACACACCUGCCCUUACUGCCGCUGUGACAUUAAAGGGACAGAGUCCAUCCUUGUGGAGCCAUAUCGGCCCACAAGAGACACCACAGUAGGAAGAAGAGAAGAAGACGAGGAAGAUGAUGAUGACGACGAUGAUGAUGACGACCAUGAAGAUGUGGAACUAGUCAUGAAAAAACUGGCUGCCAUGAAAAGGGCAUCACAAGAGGAGUAUCAGGUUCCUAGUUCCAGUUUAGCACCUCCUCCACUUCCACCAAAGCAGAACAUGUCCUCCCCAUGCCCAUCUCCCAAACCAUACAUCGGUCCUUCCAGGCUGGUUAAAGGUCACAGAAACUCAAGUACCUGUAGCAAUGUGCCACAUACAGAAAACCAUCUAAAUCAGACUGAGGAAACCUCAGACAGACAGCUGCAGCGUGAUGCUGAGCAGAGCCAUACAUCACUCUCCCAGUCAGGUAGAAAAGGUUUAGCCCCAUGGUCAGGGCCUGCACAUUCAGGAAAAAAGAAGAAAGAGAAAAGAAGGGAGGAGGUGGAGGACAGGAGCAAUUUGGAAACAGAUUUGCUAGCACAAAGUCAAAAAAGCUCUCAGAGACAAAGACAGCUCUCAUCUUUGACAUUCCUGGAGGAUUUCAACAUAGACAUGAGUAUAACGAAAAACUGAAAUAUGAUCUCUACACUGUAAAAAAAAAAAAGUUUAUGUAACACAAACCAACCCUGUUAUUUUUAACGCAACAAUUUAUAUGCCCAGACUGUUACAUAAGCAGACUGUACUUGUAUCAGUGUAAGUUUCAUGAAUAAAUACCAUAAUUGUUACAUUAUGCUACAUUACAAUAGAAUGUUGUUGAAUGACCCUUCAUUUUUUUCUUGUCAACAUUAAAAUGGAUUUUAUUUCUAUGAAUCUUAUUUGAAAAUGAAGUUAUUUGAUUAUUUUUAAACGUUAGUGCAAAGUUGCAAC
Messenger RNA from Ictalurus furcatus (blue catfish), 3306 nucleotides. It is a transcript of the gene cblc, whose product is annotated as Cbl proto-oncogene C, E3 ubiquitin protein ligase. Lineage: Eukaryota; Metazoa; Chordata; Actinopteri; Siluriformes; Ictaluridae. Gene Ontology annotation, biological process: negative regulation of epidermal growth factor-activated receptor activity; cell surface receptor signaling pathway. The record is from RefSeq and is a predicted model, not a curated record. The transcript is spliced from 12 exons. The coding region runs from base 1186 to 3012 and encodes 608 amino acids. Gene Ontology annotation, cellular component: membrane raft; plasma membrane. Gene Ontology annotation, molecular function: ubiquitin protein ligase activity; receptor tyrosine kinase binding; phosphotyrosine residue binding.